Molecule: messenger RNA, 1407 nt
Organism: Juglans microcarpa x Juglans regia
Lineage: Eukaryota; Viridiplantae; Streptophyta; Magnoliopsida; Fagales; Juglandaceae
Product: palmitoyl-monogalactosyldiacylglycerol delta-7 desaturase, chloroplastic
Exons: 5
Coding region: 100-1269 (389 amino acids)
Biological process (GO): lipid metabolic process
Cellular component (GO): endoplasmic reticulum membrane
Molecular function (GO): oxidoreductase activity, acting on paired donors, with oxidation of a pair of donors resulting in the reduction of molecular oxygen to two molecules of water
Source: RefSeq, a predicted model, not a curated record
GCAAGAUGCCAAUAUUUUCUGCGCCACCAGUACGAAAGGAACCCCGUUCCAUCGUACACUCGCAAGGAUAUAAUUCUCUCUCUCUCACAAACAAUAUUUAUGGCUUUGAUCACAUCUCCACCCUCUAAUCCCAAACUCCACAAUUUUUCUCCUCUGCGCCGCCGCACCCAGCGGCCGGGAUGGGCCGUAUUUGUCAUUCCUCGGGCCAUAUCCAACACUUCAGCACCUAGAAGGUUUUUACAAACCCCAAAAUUCUCCGUCCGUUUGCAUCACAAUGCCCAUCGAAGAGCGCCGGCCAUUGUUACUACCGCAGCAUUGGUAGAAGCAGCAGGGCCAGAGCCAGAGCCAGCGGCAGCGGCAGCAAAUUUUAGGAGAAUUCUGUUAUCCGACGUGGUCGUGAACCGGCAAAGGAGUGUGUUUUGGGGGAGGAGAUGGAACUCUCGGGAUAUUGCCACUGCUGGUGUUGUCUUGGCAAUGCAUUGCGUUUGUCUUUUUGCACCGUUUCAAUUCAAUUGGGGUGCCAUUUCGGUGGCCAUAGCGCUGUACGUCGUGACAGGUCUCUUUGGUAUUACGCUGUCAUUUCAUAGGAACCUCUCACACCGGAGUUUCAAGCUUCCUAAAUGGCUCGAGUACACGUUUGCCUAUUGUGGGGCUCUGGCACUUCAGGGGAACCCAAUUGACUGGGUAAGCACACAUAGGUACCAUCACCAAUUUUGUGAUUCUGAGAGAGACCCUCAUAGCCCCACUGAAGGAUUCUGGUUUAGUCACAUGAGUUGGCUCUUCGAUACCAGUUAUAUGAUUGAAAGGUGUGGAGGAACAAACAAUGUUGGGGAUUUACAGAAGCAGCCCUUCUACAGGUUUCUUGAAAAGACAUACGUUUUUCAUCCAAUUGCACUUGCUAUUCUGCUAUAUGCAUCGGGAGGAUUCCCCUUCCUUGUGUGGGGAAUGGGUGUGAGGACUGUAUGGGUUUACCACAUAACCUGGCUAGUAAACUCGGCUUGCCAUGUCUGGGGACGGCAACCUUGGAACACUGGUGAUUUGUCUAGGAACAACUGGUGGGUGGCAUUGCUUGCAUUUGGAGAGGGGUGGCAUAAUAACCACCACGCCUUUGAGUACUCUGCUCGACAUGGCCUUGAGUGGUGGCAGCUUGACAUGACUUGGUAUGUGGUAAAAUUUCUCCACUUUGUUGGAUUGGCAACCGAUGUUAAGUUUCCAACCGAUGUCCAAAAGCAGAGAAUGGCGUUAAACAAAGGAAGUUUUGCCGCUUAAACUGUUGACUUUGUAGUUUAGACAUGUACUUAGCUUGAAAUUGGGAGAUGCUUUUGUCAAGGCUAUGGAAGUUACCGCAUAAUUUACAAAUUAAUCCUUGUAUUUUCACUCAGCAUAUAUAUAAGCACCUUUGUGGGA